Molecule: messenger RNA, 1782 nt
Organism: Uloborus diversus
Lineage: Eukaryota; Metazoa; Arthropoda; Arachnida; Araneae; Uloboridae
Product: potassium voltage-gated channel protein Shaw-like
Exons: 6
Coding region: 1-1782 (593 amino acids)
Biological process (GO): potassium ion transmembrane transport; protein homooligomerization
Cellular component (GO): axon; neuronal cell body membrane; dendrite membrane
Molecular function (GO): delayed rectifier potassium channel activity; protein binding
Source: RefSeq, a predicted model, not a curated record
AUGUAUCAGCCGAGUCGAACUGUCAUCGAUUGCGAUAACCGCGUAGUUCUAAACAUCGGAGGAAUUCGCUUUGAAACUUACAAAACGACAUUGAAAAAAAUCCCGGCCACCCGUCUGUCCAGGCUGACCGAGGCACUAGCUAAUUACGAUCCUGUUCUUAAUGAAUAUUUCUUCGACAGACAUCCGGGAGUUUUUGCUCAAAUUCUCAACUAUUAUCGGACAGGAAAACUCCAUUAUCCAACGAAUGUUUGUGGACCAUUGUUUGAAGAAGAAUUGGAAUUCUGGGGACUGGAUGCAAACCAGGUCGAGCCCUGUUGUUGGAUGACUUAUACAGUUCAUCGAGAUACCCAAUCAACAUUAGCAAUUUUGGAUAAUUUAGAAUUAGAUACUGAAAAACCAAGCGACGAAGAACUGGCGCGAAAGUUUGGCAUGGAAGAGGAAUACUUGGCUGGAAAAAUGAGUUGCUGGCAGAGAAUUAAGCCUAGAAUAUGGUUGCUUUUUGAUGAACCUGCAUCAUCAAUAGCUGCUAAAGUGGUAGCAGUGGUGUCGGUGUUUUUCAUCUGUGUGUCCAUCGUUACCUUUUGCUUAAAAACUCAUCCGAACAUGCGAGUUCCCAUCAUCGUGAAUCGAACCAUUCACCAGCCACCUAACGGAACCAUCCUUUGGACACUGGACAAAACCAAGACGGAAGCUCACGAGGCGUUCUUCUAUGUUGAGAGCCUGUGUAAUGCCUGGUUCUCGUUUGAAAUUGCCAGCCGGUUCUUAGUGAGUCCAAAGAAGAUGGAGUUCAUGACUGCGCCCAUCAACAUCAUCGAUUUCAUCGCCACUAUGUCAUUCUACUCAGAUAUGCUCUUGCAAAAGCUUGCUUCAGAUCUGGAGAAGGCCGACAUUUUAGAUUUUUUCAGCAUUAUUCGAAUAUUCAGACUGUUCAAGCUGACCCGCCAUUCUCGAGGCCUCAAGAUUCUGAUUCACACGUUUCAAGCAAGUGCUAAAGAACUAUUUCUACUCGUCUUCUUCCUGGUGUUGGGAAUUGUGAUCUUCGCCUCGCUCGUCUACUACGCAGAGCGACUUCAGGCCAAUCCUGCUAAUGACUUUACCAGCAUUCCAGAAGGACUUUGGUGGGCCAUAGUCACCAUGACGACUGUCGGCUACGGCGACAUGGCGCCCCGUACUUAUGUGGGUAUGCUGGUAGGUGCACUGUGUGCCCUUGCUGGCGUGCUCACCAUUGCACUGCCCGUUCCUGUCAUUGUGUCCAACUUUACCAUGUUCUACUCGCACACACAAGCCCGCGAGAAACUGCCCAAGCAAAGACGACGAGUGUUGCCGGUGGAACAGGUGCGCGUUCGGCCUGUUCGGCCAGCCGACAAUAGGGGUGGGCUGCAGCAUCGUAGGAUGAAUGCCAUUAAGCACCACCAUCCAGCUGCUCUCAAGGAUUACAGCAGCAAGACAGGAAGCAAUGCAAAUGGAAUGAAUGUGUUGCCGGGAAUUUCUCGGCUGACCGGGGCACCGAACCCGGGACCUUUCGGAGUGGCGGGGGCUGUGAUGUCCGGCUUCCCUUCCGCCGCCAACCCCGCCCUCUGCCUCGGCCCCGCCCUCCCGCCCCACUCGAGCAACGAGGAGGUCUCGAACCCGCCGCCGCCCUCCCGCGUCAGGUUCGCUUCGGCGGCAGACCUGCUGCAACCGCCGCCGCCCUCUUCCAAGCCGCCCAGCAGGAGAUCGUCUGCCCUCUCUCCCGCCAUCCACGUCACGACGCCCGUAGACGGGGUCCUCACCUCCCUCUGA